Messenger RNA from Scleropages formosus (Asian bonytongue), 7208 nucleotides. It is a transcript of the gene sv2a, whose product is annotated as synaptic vesicle glycoprotein 2A. Bases 1133 to 3337 code for a protein of 734 amino acids. The record is from RefSeq and is a predicted model, not a curated record. Gene Ontology annotation, biological process: chemical synaptic transmission; transmembrane transport. Gene Ontology annotation, cellular component: neuron projection; synaptic vesicle membrane. NCBI's taxonomy places the organism in Eukaryota, Metazoa, Chordata, Actinopteri, Osteoglossiformes, Osteoglossidae. The transcript is spliced from 13 exons. Gene Ontology annotation, molecular function: transmembrane transporter activity.
UAACAAUAAUAAGCGAGCGGUUGGCGCAGCGACCAUCGAAGCCACAUCAUCAUCGUAAAUGACACAUUUUUUGCACAAGAAGACAAGAGACGAAAAUUCGCGGAACGGUCGGAAUCGAUCGCGAUGAAUUCUUGAAUUCUCCGCUCCGUCGUCGCUGUUGUUGUUGUUGUUGUUGUACAAGUAGGAAGCGGUUUCCUCCCGUGAGCUUCGGGAGAUGAAAUUUGUCGCUGUCGCAACGGGGAAACGGGAUCAUUUUCGAACGAAAAGAAGAAGAAGAACGGGCGAGACUUACGACGUACAUAGCAAAUUUCCCCGAGAAGUCGAUUUUUGUGUCAGUCAGACAACGAGGCGGCGGUGUAUCAAAGCGGCGAUAGAUAGCUCGUGCCGCGUCUCGCUUAUUCCUCAAUUCCUGCGUUGAUAGUCACACAUGACCAUAGCUGCCAAAGCUUUAUUUAUCGUCACAUGGUGGGGGGGGGGCUGCGUUUCGGAGUUAUUUUCUCAUAAUAACGCUCUUUUCCCUUAUUCCACCGACCGGGAAUGGGCGGGUGCGAUGAGAACGGAACUGUACAUGUAAAUAAGCCGGGUGUAUAAACAUCGUUACCCGGCCGGGCGGUCGCCGCGCCCCUUCACCUGCCGGGGCUGCUGUGCUGUGACAUGAUGACGCGCUCUUCGGGGGGCCGCUUGUGGGACGUUUCCCUCUUCGAAGACCCGCUUCUUUUCUGUCCGAAGAAGAGCGCCCGGCGAUCGCCUUUCCUUAAACAAAUUAUGGUGUCAAAAGGUCGCGGAAAGGAAAGCCACCGCGUAGUCGACGCGUACGCACGGGGAAAUGUGCGAAAAUGACCUUGCGCGGAGUCGCGCUCAUGAUCAUGCUGCCGAGAAAGAAGUCGCACCAUCCACCCAUCGUGGUCGUGGGGCGAUCUGUGAAAUACAGCCCAUCUGCGGUGAACGUUGGAUUGGGACUCGCUGCUGGAGGCUGUGCGUUUCCUAAGCUGUAACCACAUCUUCAGAAUUUUCUGUCCAGGGAGCUGAAUCAGAAAUUGGGCCUAGAGGUCAAACAUCCAUGCCCCUUGGGAAUACGUGAAGCAAGGCCACAGGAAAUUGCACUGCACGACGUGAAAGUUUUUCCGCAAAAAUGGAGGAAGGUUACAGAGACAGAUCGGCCUUCAUCCGGGGGGCCAAAGAUCUUGCCAAAGAAGUGAAGAGGCAGGCUGGCAAGAAGGUGGGUCGUGGCAUUGACAGAAUGUCAGAUGAAUAUUCAAAGCGCUCCUAUACCCGCUUCGAAGAGGAUGACGAUGACGACUACCCCGUGCAGGGCCAGGACGGUGGCUUCUACCGCAGUGACAGUCGGGCCAAUGACGACGAGGGCGCCCACAGUGACUCCACUGAGGGGCAUGAUGAGGAUGAUGAAAUUUACGAGGGCGAAUACCAGGGCAUCCCUCGGGCUGACUCGGGCAAGGCCGACGGGCAGCUGGGUGGCGCGCCAGGGCCGGUGGGGGCCCAGUUCCGGGACUUUGGCGAGCAGGCUGGCGAGAGGAGGAAGGAUCGAGAGGAACUGGCACAGCAGUAUGAGACCAUCCUGCAAGAGUGUGGCCACGGGCGCUUCCAGUGGACCCUCUACUUUGUGCUGGGCCUGGCGCUCAUGGCCGAUGGUGUGGAGAUCUUUGUGGUUGGCUUUGUUCUUCCCAGUGCCGAGAAGGACAUGUGUCUGUCCGAGCCCAACAAGGGCAUGCUGGGUCUCAUUGUGUACCUGGGUAUGAUGGUGGGUGCCUUUCUCUGGGGUGGCUUGGCCGACAGGAUUGGACGACGUCAGACUUUGCUCAUCUCCCUCUCCAUCAACAGCGUCUUUGCCUUCUUCUCCUCCUUCGUCCAGGGAUACAGCACAUUCCUCUUUUGCCGCCUUCUCUCUGGUGUUGGGAUUGGAGGCUCAAUCCCCAUUGUUUUCUCCUACUAUUCUGAGUUCCUGGCCCAGGAGAAGCGAGGAGAACACCUUAGCUGGCUCUGCAUGUUCUGGAUGAUCGGGGGCAUCUAUGCCUCGGCCAUGGCCUGGGCCAUCAUCCCACAUUAUGGCUGGAGUUUCCAGAUGGGCUCUGCGUACCAGUUCCACAGCUGGCGGGUCUUUGUGCUGGUGUGUGCCUUCCCCGCAGUCUCUGCCAUCGGGGCCCUCACCACUAUGCCUGAGAGCCCUCGCUUCUUCCUGGAGAAUGGAAAACAUGAUGAGGCCUGGAUGAUCCUCAAGCAAGUUCAUGACACCAACAUGAGGGCCAAAGGUUACCCAGAGAGAGUGUUUUCAGUUACCACCAUUAAAACGGUAAAGCCUUUGGAUGAGCUGGUGGAGAUGGGUGGUGAGGCUGUAGUUUGGCACAAGCGCUGGAGGAUGAAGCUCAUGAGCGUUUUCCGCCAGGUGUGGAGCAAUUUCCUUGCCUGCUUCUCGCCAGAGUAUCGCCGCACCACCCUUAUGAUGAUGGCUGUAUGGUUCAGCAUGUCCUUCAGUUACUACGGUCUGACAGUGUGGUUCCCUGACAUGAUCAAGUACUUGCAGAAGCAGGAAUAUUCCAGUCGCACCAAAGUUUUUAUCAAGGAGAAGGUGGAGCACAUCACUUUCAACUUCACCCUGGAGAAUCAGAUCCAUCGCAAUGGGGAGUACUUCAAUGACAAGUUCAUGAACUUGAAGAUGAAGUCUAUGCUGUUUGAGGACUCUGUGUUUGAGGAAUGCUACUUCGAAGACAUCACUUCCAGCAACACCUUCUUCAAAAACUGCACCUUCAUCUCCACUCUUUUCUACAACACAGACCUUUUUGAGUUCAGGUUCAUCAACAGCCGCCUCAUCAACAGCACCUUCCUACACAACAAGGAGGGCUGCAUGCUGGACUUCAGCGAUGAAAACAACGCCUACAUGAUCUAUUUCGUCAGCUUCCUGGGCACGCUAGCCGUGCUGCCAGGGAACAUUGUGUCCGCCCUGCUCAUGGAUAAGAUUGGACGACUGAGGAUGCUGGCGGGCUCAAGUAUGAUAUCUUGCAUCAGCUGUUUCUUCCUGUCAUUUGGCAGCAGUGAGUCUGCCAUGAUUGCCCUGCUCUGCCUUUUUGGUGGCAUCAGCAUUGCCUCCUGGAACGCCCUGGAUGUUCUGACGGUUGAGCUGUACCCCUCAGACAAAAGAACCACAGCCUUUGGCUUCCUGAAUGCGCUGUGCAAGCUGGCUGCAGUCCUGGGCAUCAGCAUCUUCACCUCCUUUGUGGGCAUCUCCAAGGCCGUGCCCAUCAUGUUCGCCUCUGGGGCGCUGGCUGCGGGCAGCUCCUUGGCACUCAAGCUGCCAGAGACGAGGGGUCAGGUGCUGCAGUAGUUAGUUGUCAUGCGAGGUGGGUGGGGGGGCCAUAGAGGGAGAAUGACAUUGAAAAGUGGUCUCACUGCGACCAAAGCCCAUAGCCUUGGUCCAGUCCUAGGUGACCACUUGGGGCAUUCAAGAAAUGUCUGCCCUAAAACUCUCUUUGCCAUCAGUAUAACAGUUUAAGGUGAAAUAACUUAAUUUCAUAUUAAUUCAACUUUCCUUUUCAUAUCAGUUGCCCUUUAAACAAAUUCUGGGCAAGUUAUUUCUUGAAAUAAUGUUGAAUGUCAUCGACAUUGUUUUAUUCCACUCAGUUCUUGCUUGCAAUAGUAUAACUGUCUCAUUGACUGUGGUUGUGUAAGAUUUGCAGUAAAAACGGUGACUUCUAAGGAAUUUAGAACACUGCUAAGUGAAAAUAUCUUCACUUAUUCACCUAUACAUACGUGAUGUUAAACAUCUGCUUUUAUAUUUGCAUUUCGAAUCUUAACAGUUGAGAACGUCAUGGGAUGUCUGCUGUGUCUAGAGGAAUGUUUGCCGACUCAUUGCGAAGUACUACUGCAUCACAUAUGUUGUACAGCACUGUCAAAAUUACCAUUAGUUUAUAGCCAUUCAACAGCACUUUCUGUAAGAGAAAAAUAGCACAACUGAAGUUGCCCCUCGAACCGUGGGCUAGUUGGUAGCUGAGCCAUACAGAUCUCUAAACAGAUUCAUAAAAAGCCACCCCACCAGUAGGCUACCGAGACGAACUCUGCUGAAAUUGCAGUCCUUCAAGGUGGUUGUUGCUCAGAAUCAAACUGUUCACCCCCUUUUUAGUGUGAAACAGUUGACUCUAUCAAGCUAUCCGAUUUGUUUCAGUUCAUGCCUUCAUCAGAGGGACUGCACUUGUUCAGAAAUGGAACUGCCAAUUAAUAGAUCUAGAACAUUCCACAUGCACUUUGAAUAUGUUUUGUAUCAUUUUAAUGUUACUGAUCAUUUUUAAAAGACAUGCAUAUUUAAAAAAAAAGAAAUAGUCGGUGAGCUUAUGGUGAGGUCUUCGGAUUUUUUUGUAUACUGGUAUGUUUUUUAAAUGUACUUGAAGGUGAUGUCUUGUUUCUUUGGGAUACAGUCCAUAUGUGGUAUCCUGAAUCUUUUCUGUUCGAGUACAGGGUAUAUAUGUUUACAGAACAAGCAUGACAUUUUCAGUUCAAAGCACAUAAUGGUUCUGUCUAACACAAGUGCAACCAGGAUAUUGCUCUAUCGAACAAAUUACGUCCUAUGAAUUGUUACUUUUCUCCCGUUUGCUUAAUACAAAUGAAGGGAAAGGAUUACAGAUAACGGCACAAAUUAUUGCUUGUCACAAAAUCCCCAUGUAAAAAGAACCUCUUUUUAUCAUGCAUAACUUUUUGUGAAAUUAUUUCCAAAGUAUGACGUGGAAUUCUAAUACUAGACGGAACCUUUAAAUAUUGUCCAUGCACAUAAAAAAUACAACGAAAGUCGAGAUUUCCAACAGUAGCCGAGUGGAGGUUGAGUAAAGGCGCGUCUUUUCUCGAGCCGAAGAGAGGGGUAGAACAGUUAUUCUAAGCUUGCUACACACCCCUGUGAUCGGAGCUGUACGCAGGAAUGUAAAAUGGGCAAUAAUUCAUAGUCUGUAAAAUAACAUCAUUGCCAAGCUAAAAGUGCAGCUCAUUUGUGCUCUCUCUCUCUCUCGCUCUCUCUCUCCUGUGUACGUAUAGCUCUGCCUCACCAAAACACAGUGACAUACUGUAGAUACAUUAUACAUUAUGGAGUAGAACUGUUCAUGUACUUGUAACAGAUAAAGAAAACACAGGCAAAUCCACAAAAUAUGUUUCACAGACAACAAAUUCAACUGAAUUCAUAGUGUACAACCAUGGCUAUUUGUGUGCAUGCAAGUGUAUGUGUAACAUUGCAUAUAUACAAAUCUGUGAAUUAAAACUAGUUAGUAACAGAACAUUCAAGGAGCCGGAGUAAAGUAAAUGCCUUUGGUAGUAAAUACUGUAUAAAUUUAGCAGAAGUGCUGAGUUUACGAUUCACUUUUGGUCAGCGUCAUGUAGGAGGACCACAAAUUUCCUUAUGUAUUUAUAUGUAUUUAUUUUGGUUUAUUUGGUUAUUUGUUUAGCUUUAAAGGCUGAGCUGUUUAAUUGAAAAUCAGUUCCUAUAUACAGCCAGAUUUUGUCUGCUUUUUGUCCGACUUAUUGUGCCAAGAAAAUGAAAACCUGAGAUAUGUUUAUACGGAAGAACUGUGUGUGUGUGUGAGAGUACAUGGGUGCCUAUCGACUGCAUUUUUGUCUAAAAAUGUUUUUCUUUAAUUUUUUUAUUUUGGCGUUAUCUAAUGGCAGUUGGAUAAUCUACCUGCUGUGGAGUAUAACUUCUUUAAAUAUAUGAAGUGGGCAGUCACGAUUACUGCUGUACCAGCUGAGCAAACUGAGCUGGUUCAGUUUCCUUGCAGUGUCACAAACUUGGAUUUUUGCAUGAUUUCCUACAGACUCCGGGAAAAGAGGGAAGGUGAUAAGCAGGGAGAUGUUACAUUGCAGCCUACCAGUGUUUGCUCACGAAAUAUUGUGCUGUUAAUUCUAGAAUGUGCUGCAACUAUUAAGGAAACAGUGAAUUUUUUAAAUUAGUCCAGUCUAGAAAAUUCUUUCAUACAGUCAGUGAGAGAAAGUUAUAUUUUUUAAAUUAAAUUCAUCUUCUUGCAUCGUUGCUUUCAAAACAUAGUUGUACAUAUUUACAGUGGAUAUAACAGUGCACUCAGAUUUAUGAAGAAAAUGUAUACAAGUCCAUACAGUUUUUUUAAGUUCUUUAUAGUUCAUUUAAACCUGUGUAAAUAGACAGAAAAGCUAAUAUAGGUUAAAGAAUCUGAGUAUAGAGGCUGCUGACUUGCAUGGUCAGCUCAUACAUUUGACUGAGCCCAGCCCCCCCCCCCUUGUAUACCAUCUGGAAAAAAACAAAUACAUCUAGUAGAACAUGCUGGAAAUGGUGGAUGUAUUUCAGGUGCUGCAAAGACAUCACAUUUGCAGAUUAAGGAUGUGUUAUGUAACUAUAAUUCUUAUAUAAAAAGUUACAUAUUCCAGUACCUGAUGUGGCCGCAAAUAGCCUCCAGCAUCUUUAUUGAUAUUCUUGUUGCAACUUAAUGCAUGAACUGCAGUCCAACAAACAGAGAAAUUGUGCUGACCAAGACAGCAGCUACACAGAAUGACACAAGCAAUUAUACAAGCGAUAUAGACAAUUUCACACGUAUGCAUUACUGCCAGUUCGCAGGAUGAUGAGUAAUCAUACAGCAGCCCACCGUAUCCGGCACAGAAUGAAAGACUGCACAAGGCAACAUUUCAAUAUCACCCCACUUCUUACUCUGGAAACAUUCAAGAGCACAUGUAAGUAGUACUAAUGUACCAAAGGGCUCCAGGCAAUUCAACCAAACAAAAAAAGACUACUGUUUUAUCUAGCCAAAUGAAUUAUGUUUGAUCUGAUUAGCUUACCAUUUUAGCACUAGGUAAAAAAUAAAGUGUAGUUCACUGCUGUUCUUCUUGCGUAAAAGUGAAGAAACAACCCUAUAAACAAUUGAAAACACUUUGUGAUCUACACUUAAGAAAGUAGAACCAUUUAUGAUGCUAUUUUUGUAAAGGCUUAAAGUCCCAGGUUUUGCUGCAAAUUAGACACUCAUUCUUUUUGGAAGCACAAACAAAUCAUUGCCAUAAUGAAUAUCACAAUUUGUCUACUAAAAAGCUACUACCCUUAAUAUCAUCUCUGAGCAGAGAAUUAGUAAUGAAGUUUUAUUCUUAUGACUGAAUUAAAAGCAAGAAAUGAAUUUCAAUAUUAAAGUAUGUCUCUCACAUGCGCCAAUAUCAUUUUAAUAUAUCUUUUAUCGGGGGGUGCGGUGGCACAGUGGGUUGGA